CGUCAAACCCUACAUCGUUCAGUCUUUGCCGUCUCCUGGCUAAGAUGGGCCGUGCCCGAGAUGUCAAGCGGCUACGCACGCAGGCACCAGCAGAUCCAGGUGCACCACCGAGGCUGUCUGCAAAGCUCGUGCAUCUAGAAGCGACCGAGCUCGUCAGAGCUUCGAAAAGAGCUGCCAAGCUUGAGCACGUCAAGGUCCUGCGCAAGCUCAAGGAAGCAAGAGCUCAAGGGGACAACGCAAAUGAACAGGCGAUUGCUGAGCUCGAAGAGCUAGCACGAUGCAUCAAGGCCAUCGACCACACUCGAAUAGCCAACUUUGGCCUCGAACGAAUGCUACGAUCAGACGUAGAGCUCAUAGCUCAUCCGACAGUCCUGGCGCAUAUCAAGACCAAGACAAGCAAAGAGGAUAAGAUGGAUCCCACGACUCCGCAGGGCAAAGCGCAAGGGCGUGUGCUCGCCACAAAGACCGUUCAACAAGCAAUAAAAGAUGCGCGAAAGAAGCUCAGAAGUCAGGCCGAUUUGGCCCCUUUGCCUGGGGACUCUGAGCCUCCCAAAAAGCGUGCUGCGCCUGCGCCCUCUGAGCCUGCAUCUAUUUACAAGAAGAGGAAGCUGUCUGCUAGUCCACAGAUCGCCACGGCAACCGGGGCAGCGACGCCUAGCGAAGCCGAACGAUCAGACGAGAGAUCGAUGAGCGAGGCAGUAGAGGAUGACACAGGCUUUGAGUCAGAGUCCGAUAUCGAGAGCUCUGUGAAGCUGCCAUCGGCAAAGCCAGGCAAGGCGAAACAGAUCCGUUCUUCAGCUUUCUUGCCUUCACUGUCUGCGGGUUUCACCGCCGGCGAUGGCGACUCUCCAGGCUCUUUCGAUGAUAAUGGCGACCGACGCGAGGAGGUGCCUCGCAGGAAUCGACGUGGACAGCAGGCGCGCAGAGCAAUCUGGGAGGCCAAAUUCGGCGAGAACGCAAAGCACAUACAGGCGCAGAGGGAGAAAGAGGCAGCUGAGCAGCCAAGACUAAGACCUGGCAGAUAUUCAAGACACCAGGAUGAUCAACAGAGGCCGCGCAUAGUGGGCGCUCCCGGCCAGCGAACGCAACAGAGGCUCCAAGUACAGCCUACGCAACGAGCGCCAGCCCAACCUGAGGGCCGAAGACGAUGGGAUAGCUCGUCCAUGGAUCCAAGCACGGGCAAGAAAGUCAACGAGGACGUUGCUGCUUCGAUGCACCCGUCUUGGGCGGCCAAGCGUAUGGCUGCUGCUAAGGCCAGCACCGGUGUGGCGGGAGGAGCCUUCACAGGAAAGAAGAUCGUAUUCGAUUGACUGCAUUCAUACUCAUGAGUGCACGCGAGAGAUUCCGAAGAUUGGAAUGCAUGAUUCGGGAUACCUCAAGUCGAGCCUGCAUCCGGAGCAGCUGCAUAUAAGAUGAGCUGUGGAUCCGCUCGUCGCCUUCAGGUAUUGCAUCAUGUAUUGCAUUGCCCUCAAUAUAUCGUAUACGCGAGACCCGACUGCAGAUCUCUGCAAGCAUGUCUGUCGUUGCUUGCA
Messenger RNA from Mixia osmundae IAM 14324, 1532 nucleotides. RefSeq lists its product as uncharacterized. The coding region runs from base 45 to 1310 and encodes 421 amino acids. The transcript is spliced from 5 exons. Gene Ontology annotation, cellular component: nucleus; 90S preribosome. NCBI's taxonomy places the organism in Eukaryota, Fungi, Basidiomycota, Mixiomycetes, Mixiales, Mixiaceae. Gene Ontology annotation, biological process: maturation of SSU-rRNA. The record is from RefSeq and is a predicted model, not a curated record.